AUGCAGGUCUCUCCAAUCAAAUUGCAAGUGUUUUCUAGUUCUUCUCUACCUGCCCCUAUACAUCCCGACCUGAACCCGGGUCGUUUUGGAAUCCGAACUCCCCUGGAUCGCCCGCCGGACCUCUCAAUUAAGCUCGCGGCGACUUCGAACAGCAAACCAUGUUCACCGGCGGGAGAAUUUAUCCGGCAUCUCUCUCUGUCCUCUGUUCUCCUGGUGGGCCUGGGCUUGAAUAGCAUUUGGGCUUGCCCGUCCGCAGCUGCGGCCCGUAUCCUUCCUGCCUCUACGUCCUCCUCGGGGCACUCGCAGGAGAGUCUUGAGAAUGUGGUUGUGGAGGAAUCCGAAAAUUUUGAGGAUGAGGAUAUGAAAUUAGCAUUUGAAAAGUGGAAGUCUAAAUCGUAUGCGUUAACAGUCCCUCUGAGAGUAGUUGCUCUCCAAGGUUCAUUUCCUUCUGUGUGGCUACGGGAUUUCUUGCGGUCUCAAGGUAAAAGGGUCCGUUUCCGUCCAGAGUACCGUAGAAGCCUGGGAGAUAUAUUUUAUGAAAUUGUUGAUCCAUAUAAGAAAGGGAAAAUCAAUCCUAAAUCUGCCGUGGCAGCUGAUCUCGUUACUCUUGGUGAUUCCUGGCUGAAUUUUGCCAUUAGCAAGGAGUUAAUUGAGCCCAUCCAAGGAGCAGAAGACCAAGUUUGGUUUCAGGAACUGAGUGAUAAAUGGAAGGAAUAUUUACGCAGGAGCAGUGACGGAAAUUUAGAUUCUGGGGGCAGAAUUUAUGCCGUGCCAUAUCGUUGGGGAAGCAUGGUGAUAGCUUACAAUAAAAAAGAAUUUCAAAAGCAUAAAUUGGCACCAGUAGAGGACUGGUCUGAUUUAUGGCGCCCUGAACUUGCUCGAAAGAUUUCGAUGGUUGAUUCACCCAGGGAGAUUGUUGGAACAGUUUUGAAGUACAUGGGGGCAUCAUAUAAUACCACUAAUAUCGAGUCCCAAGUAUUUGGCGGGAAACAAGCAGUACUGCAACAGCUGCAAAAGCUUGUUCAACAGGUCCGAUUUUUUGAUACUAAGGACUAUUUGAAAGCCUUUAAAGCAGGACAAGUAUGGGUGGCCGUCGGUUGGAGCAGUGAUGUUCUUCCCUUUGCCAAAACACUGUCAAAUGUUUCGGUAAUAGUUCCCAAAUCCGGUGCUAGCUUGUGGGCUGAUUUCUGGGAUCUUCAUAUGAAAUCCACUCUGAUUAUCAUUAUGGAUUUGAUUCUAUAG
Striga hermonthica is the source of this 1242-nucleotide messenger RNA. NCBI's taxonomy places the organism in Eukaryota, Viridiplantae, Streptophyta, Magnoliopsida, Lamiales, Orobanchaceae. The record is from the annotation of a GenBank genome assembly.